Molecule: messenger RNA, 890 nt
Organism: Schistosoma guineensis
Lineage: Eukaryota; Metazoa; Platyhelminthes; Trematoda; Strigeidida; Schistosomatidae
Source: the annotation of a GenBank genome assembly
AUGGCCGUUGUAUUCGUUACUGUUGGCACGACUUCAUUUGAUGGGCUGAUUAAUGAGGUCAAUAAAGUCGAAUUCCAUGAAGGUCUUUCAAGAUUGGGAUAUAAAGAUCUGAUCAUACAAUAUGGAAGUGGAUCUAUCACACCCCGUAUUCCGGAAGACAUUUGUGCCGAAAAUACUGAACAUUUGUCUACAACUCCCUUCUUACGCAUGAAAUCCUUUCGAUACAAAGAUUCCCUUGUUGAUGAGUUUAAAAGUGCAUCAUUAGUUAUUAGUCAUGGCGGUGCAGGCACUUGUAUCCAGGCUCUUACUCCAUUUGGAAGUCGCCGACUAAUCGUCGUUGUAAAUGAAACGUUGAUGGAUAAUCAUCAGGAGGAACUUGCACUUGCUCUCUUGCAAGGAAAACAUGCUCUCGUUUGUACUCCUGCAUCACUUAACCAUUUGAUAUGGACAGGUGAUGAGUCCACUUAUUCUUCUCAGUUUUUAUGCAAAAAGUUUAUCUAAACGUAGAGCACGACGUUGAUUGCCUAGUAAAACAAAUCCACAAUUCGAAUAUAUAUGAUGAAUUGAAACAGCACAUCAUUAUGUCUAUUGUGUGCACAAUCUAUUCAAGCGCGUUUAUGAAAAGUUUACAACCUUUCGCUAUACGGGAUACAAAAAGGUACAAUCAGCGACAUCAUGGUGGCUGGCAAUAUGCAUUGAAACGAAUGAACAUUAAUCAAAUGUGGAUUACCGGACUCCUAACAUCUAAAUGGUCAUCAUUCAGAAUUUAUCGUCACAAUCGAUCAAUGUAUAAGAAAAGGAAACUUGUUGAAAUACUUUAUGCUGAGAAUUCUAUGUUGUACCAAAAAUAUAAUGUUGAAUAAAGCUUUUAAUAAUAAAUAAUAAAUAAA